CGGCAGGUGCGCUUUGGACGGCUCCUUUCUUCCAAAAGGGUCGAGGAGAGAUGGAGGUCGCUCUGCCUCCUCCGGCGGCAGAAGUUCCUGCUGGCUCCUACUUCAAAAAGCCGAGUUGUGGACAGUGAGAAUCCUGUAACUGCUGAAGAAGAGACAGGGAAUCCCGAUGGUAGUGUCCCAUCUACACAAUCAAGCAGGUCGAUUUCGACUCAUGGUGACCCUAUGAAUCGGCAACCUCCAGUAGCACCUGCUGUAAACCACCCUGUUCAGUUCUUGUAAGUUCAGACCUAUAGCGAAGCCAAUGGCGGCAGCACCCCAAGACUCAAAUUGGGUGAUUUUUCUGUCCAUUAAGAGUGGCUGGAUAACAAAGGAGGCUAUUCUGGGCACCUAUGAUUGAAGAGAAGCAGGUCAAUGCUGACCGCCAAAUUCUGAGCCAUGCUGGGUCCACGGGCGCCCUCAGCGAGUCCAGCCCUUUUGCCGAGAUAGCCAUGAACAGCUGCAAAUUCAACGGCGGCGUCAUCCGGCCCCUAAGCAGCCUCGCCUCCUCCCACCGCAACCUCCACGACCCGGACGCGGAGACUCAGCCCCUGCAGACCUUCCCUGACUCCGGCUUGGAAGUGGUCGUCUCCAGGUCCGAGCACAGCAAGGCUCCAGAGCCCCACCUGGAGGAGGGCUCAGAGGCCGGGGAGCACCCCCACGGCCACAAGAAGCACCAGAACGUCGGCUACCGACUGGGCCACCGGCGGGCCCUCUUUGAGAAGCGCAAGCGCCUGAGCGACUACGCCUUGAUCUUUGGGAUGUUUGGCAUCAUGGUCAUGGUGACGGAGACGGAGCUGUCGUGGGGUGUGUACACUAAGGAGUCUUCAUAUUCAUUUGCCCUCAAAUGCCUCAUCAGCCUGUCCACCAUGAUCCUCCUGGGGCUGAUCAUCAUGUACCACGCGCGAGAGAUCCAGCUCUUCAUGGUGGACAACGGUGCGGACGACUGGAGAAUAGCCAUGACCUACGAGCGGAUUUUCUUUAUCACUUUGGAACUGAUUGUCUGUGCCAUCCACCCUAUCCCGGGACAGUACUUCUUCACCUGGACCACCCGCCUGGCCUUCACCUACGCCACCUCGGAGGCCAACACCGACGUAGACAUCAUCCUCUCCAUCCCCAUGUUCCUCCGCCUCUACCUGAUUGGGCGCGUCAUGCUCCUCCACAGCAAGCUCUUCACCGACGCCUCUUCCCGCAGCAUCGGGGCGCUCAACAAGAUCAACUUCAACACCCGCUUUGUCAUGAAGACCCUGAUGACCAUCUGCCCGGGGACGGUUCUCUUAGUCUUCAGCAUCUCCUCUUGGAUCAUCGCGGCUUGGACGGUGCGCGUGUGUGAGAGAUAUCACGACAAGCAAGACGUAACCAGCAAUUUCCUGGGAGCCAUGUGGCUGAUUUCCAUCACAUUCCUCUCUAUUGGAUACGGGGACAUGGUCCCGCAUACCUACUGUGGGAAAGGAGUCUGCUUGCUCACUGGGAUUAUGGGUGCAGGGUGUACGGCCCUUGUGGUUGCUGUGGUUGCCCGGAAGCUCGAACUCACCAAAGCAGAAAAACAUGUCCACAACUUUAUGAUGGACACACAGCUAACAAAGCGGGUGAAAAAUUCUGCAGCCAACGUACUCAGGGAAACGUGGCUUAUCUACAAGCACACCAAGCUGGUGAAGAAAAUAGACCAUGCCAAAGUGCGGAAACACCAGCGUAAGUUCCUCCAAGCCAUCCAUCAGCUGAGGAGCGUGAAGAUGGAGCAGAGAAAACUCAGCGACCAGGCCAACAUGCUCGUGGAUUUAUCGAAGACGCAGAACGUCAUGUAUGACAUGGUGUCGGAACUGCAGGAGCGCCACGAGGAGCUGGAGAAGCGCAUCGGCGCCUUGGAGGGCAAAAUUGACAUGCUGGGCUUGACCCUCCACACCCUGCCUAGCCUUGUCAGCCAAGCCAUCCGUCAGCAGCAGUGGGCCCUGCCCCACCCUGGUGGGACCUCCAACAGCUCCGAACGCUCCUUGUGGACUCCCACCCGCCGGCGCAAAUCUCCCUCCACUGCACCCCACACAUCCUCGGAGAGCGGGUGACAUGAGCUUUGUGUCGCAGGGGGGCGCCCCUUUGAAUUACUUAUAUCUAUCUAUCUGUAUCUCUCUAUGGCCAUUGUGUGGCCGGUUUCCCUCUGAGCUUUUUUUCUGGAAAGCCCGGUAUACUUUUACACCAACCUCGCCGCGUUCGUUGUGCUGAGCUGAAGGUGUGCUGUGGAGGACUCCUCGGGCGUGGGAAGCGGAUUGCUGUCCCGGUUCCAAUGUAACAUUAUGCAAAACUGGGGACUUGGGGGGGAGGGGAAUCCUGUGUAAAAAUUGGACAGAUUUCAUGACUUUUUCUUUUCUUUUUGUUCAUUCACUCGCCCUUCCAGUGUUAGCCAUUUUGUGGCUGGCCACGCCAUCCACAGUGGCCAUCUUGUGCUGGCCCCCAUGGCUGAGUUUCAAUGUUCCAGAUGUACCCACAGGCUCCCAAAGGUUGAGGAUCUCCUGGGCAAAGAGAUUGUUCUCCCUCCAUCCCUUCUCCUCUUCCUGUCCUGUUCCCAAAAUUAAAGGAAGGAGGAAUCCACUUAGAUGCCCCGAAAUGUCUGGAAAGGCCAAUUCCUCACAAAUCUACGUAGAUUUAACAUUUUUGGAGCAUUAUGUACAUGGAAGGCUCUGAGACAGUUAUGACCGUCUGCAUGUUUUUUUGAUAUGUUUCCAAAGUCCAUUCCAUCCCUGGGGCCCAUGUUAUGAAACAGGACUGGAGGGCCUUUUUGAUCCUGAGGGCCACAUUCCCUGCUGGGGAAUCUCCCGGAGGCCACAUGCCAGUGGAGCCAGAGGCAAACGUUGGCAGAGCAAUGUAUGUAAAGUUCACUUCUGCAGCGCAGGCUAUAUGCUACACAUGCCUCUCUCUGUCUUCCAUCCUUGAUCAGAGUUCAAGGACACCUUUCCAGGCAGACAUAAACAUUUGGGUUACAAAGCAGGCCAGUGAGGAAUGUGGCCUGAGCUUCUCCACCCCUGUUUUAAAGAAAGAAAUAUUGUGUUGCAGGGGCCUAUUGGCUAGCAUCUGCGAUGUCAACAGUGGCCAGCAGCACACUUCAUACCUGACCCCCUACCCACCAAAGCAGGCUUGUGACUGCUUUUAAAGGUUUUUAUUUUUUAAAAGCUUUCCUUUUUUUAAAAAAAAAAAGUAAGAUGAAACACAAACAUGUAUAUUCCAUUAUGCGGUUCGUUGAAAGAGAAAAACAAAACAACUUUUUUUUUUUAAUGCUGGAGACAGAGAAAGUUCUACUCUCUCCAACAUUGGGAUGAAUGCUUUCUGGGUUUGGAAUAAGUUUAGAAUCCAAGAACAAGGCUGUAAAAACUAUCCUAAAGCAAACUAGCUCACUCUCUCUGAUAACAUCCCAUCAUGGGGAAUCUGCAGGCACCAUCCCACCAAAAGGAGAUCUCAAGGGGAAGCCAGCUUUAGCAGAAGUGGUACCAAGUGGAUGCGGCCACACCAUAAAAGGGGCGAUGGCAGCUCACUUUGCACUUUGCACGAGAUCAGGAGCACCCAUGUUACACUGAAAAUGGCCCACCAGAUUUGAGGGGGGAGGCAUGCAUCUCCUUUCCAAUAUGAGGUGCUUGGAUUGAAUGGGAAGCCCGCUAAUGUCCUCUUCCGCCUUUGUGACUUAGCACAGAAAAAGUUUCUGGGUUUUUCUUUAUAAACAUAUUGCCCCAUUUCUCUCUCAUACAAACACGCACACACUUUUUCUUUCCUUCCAGUUUGAUUUUCCAAUUGUAUGGGUUUCUUUAAAAAAAAAAAACAGCCUCUCUAGCUUUCUGUUCUUGAAUCAAAAAUGAAUGUGUGUGAGUUUUGCAUGGUGGGGUUGCAUUCAACCAAGUCCUACCCAGAGCAGACCCAAUGAAGUCAAUAGGCAUGACUAACUUUGGUCCAUUCAUUCCAGUGGGUCUACUCUGAGUAGGGAUUGGUUGCCUAUAUCCCAGAAAUUAGAAACCCCAACACAACCUUUUCUAAAAAAUAAGGAUUAGAAAAAUACCACGGAUGAUCCAAAGUUAAGCUUUUUAUUUCCCCCCGUUUAAGUUCCUUUGGUUUCAAAUUGGGGCUGAUUUGUAAGGAUACACUAAAGAGCGUAAGAAGAGACUUUCAGGAUGGUCCUGUCUGGCGUUCCCCAUCCCACAGUGACAUGUGGGAUGCUCACA
This is a messenger RNA of Rhineura floridana, 4235 nucleotides long. It is a transcript of the gene KCNN1, whose product is annotated as potassium calcium-activated channel subfamily N member 1. Gene Ontology annotation, biological process: potassium ion transmembrane transport. The record is from RefSeq and is a predicted model, not a curated record. The transcript is spliced from 12 exons. NCBI's taxonomy places the organism in Eukaryota, Metazoa, Chordata, Lepidosauria, Squamata, Rhineuridae. Gene Ontology annotation, molecular function: small conductance calcium-activated potassium channel activity; calmodulin binding. Bases 390 to 2096 code for a protein of 568 amino acids. Gene Ontology annotation, cellular component: neuron projection; plasma membrane; neuronal cell body.